GAGAAAACGAAAGAGGAUUUUUACAUUGUUGAAAAGAGCGGAGACGCCAUUACAGGGUGUGAGAUUUCUGCUGGGAGACACACGUUUGGAGGAUUUGAAACACUUAAGAGAAAGGACAUACCUUAGUGAGUUUUGCUUUUAAAAGACACCAGUGACCGAGACAAAUGGCUGAGAAAACCGCUCUUCUUGAAAGUUACCUGAGCUGCCAUGUGUGUUCAGAGACUUUCAGAGAUCCUGUGUCUCUGGGCUGCAGCCACAGCUUCUGUUCGAGCUGCCUGCAGAAAUUCUGGGAACAAAGUAAGAACAAAAACUGUCCUAUUUGUAAAAGAAAGUCCUCAAAAGAAUAUCCUUGGGCGAACUUUACACUGAAGGAACUGUCUGACUCCUUUGCUGAGAGACAGGAAGCUGGAUCAUCUGAGACAGAAAAAGGAGAGAAGAAGCUGGAGGUGGUGUGUAGUAAACAUCAAGAAGAGCCUAAAUUGUUCUGUAAGGAUGAAGAGAGAGCUGUGUGUCCUGUCUGUGAGUUUUCUCUCCACCAGGGUCACAAGGUGGUUCCUGUAGAACAAGCAGUCAGUGAGCUGAAGGACCUGCUGACAUCUGACUUAGGGUCUCUGCAGGACAAGAGGAACAAAUACAAAGGAGUGGAGAAAACAUACAAUGCAGUGAUUCAAGUGUCCAAGAAGCAGCUGCUGUCCACAGAGAGGCAGAUCACAGCAGAGUUCAACAAGCUCCAUCAGUUCCUGAAAGAGGAAGAGGAGUCCAGACUGGCAGCUCUGAGGGAGGAAGAGGAGCAGAAAGGGAAGACGAUCAGCAGAGAGAUGAAGAGCAUUCAGGAGCACAUCUCCUCUCUGUCACACAGUAUCUCUGCUGUUGAAGAAGAGCUGCAGAAACACAACGGGCCCUUCCUCAGCAGUUACAAAGCCACUCAGAGCAGAGCCAGAGUCCAGAGCUCACUGUCAGACCCACAGCUGCUCUCAGGAGCGCUGAUAGAUGUGGCCAAACACCUGGGCAACCUGUCCUUCAGAGUCUGGGAGAAGAUGAAGGACCAGGUCCACUUCAGUCCUGUCAUUCUGGACCCAAACACUGCAAACCGCUGGCUCUCUCUGUCUGACGAUCUGACCAGUGUGAGACGUGGAGACAAAGAUCAGCAGCUUCCUGAUAAUCCAGAGAGAUUCACUAACGGUGCUGAUGUUCUGGGCUCUGAGGGCUUCAGCUCAGGGAAACACAGCUGGGAGGUGGAGGUGGGAGAUUAUCCUGUCUGGAAUAUAGGUUACACUAAAGAGUCAGCUGACAGGAAGGGAAAGAUAUUUGUCUCACCAAGAUAUGGAAUCUGGUGUUUAGAACAUAGCAGUGGAAAAUACACUAAUGGUGCUGGUGAGACUGUCGGAGUGGAGAAGAAUCUCCAGAGGAUCAGAGUCCAGCUGGACUAUGACAGGGGGGAGGUCUCCUUCUACGACCCUGAACACAUGACUCACAUCUGCACUCACAGAGACACUUUCACUGAGGAACUCUUCCCAUAUUUCGGUAUUGGACCAGCUGGUGAUGCUAAAACUGCUGAUAUCAAGAUCUGUCAAAGUGAGAUUCCUCUGUGAUGCUCAGGAGUGUUAGUUCAGACUUUAUUCUGACUUCACUGUCCGUCUAGAUCUCUUUGAAAUAAUCAAGAUAAAAAACAGAUGAUCAUCAGAUCAUAAUUUUAGCCUGUAAGAUUUCUAAAUGUUCCGAAAAUGUGAUCAUGUUUUAUUUACAGCUUUCCCAAAGUCCCAGUGUAAAUAAAACAUUGUUUUUAGUUAUAGUUAAUAUGUGGUAAUAGUUGUUCAUAGGCUGUGUGUCGUGUUCAUGUAACUCACUGACAUUUUCUUUUUUAUCUUAAUCUGAAAAUAAUUGUUGACAUAUUGAGUCAAGGAAGAGGAAUGUUUACAUUUUAUCCCCAACAUCUUUAAAUCAAUUAAUAGAUUUUCUGUUUUCCUUUAAUGGAUGUCAUCAGAAUGUUUUUUUUUGUGGAGAAUUCUUGACUUUUAACAAAUGUAAUCAUUUUGUAUGUUUUGCUGAAAUGGCAUGAAACCAACAAAACUAACAAAUCAAAGCUGUCAAUUCUCCUUUUAUCAACAUCUAGUUUAUAGUCAAACAUCAUUUGUAUAGCACUAUAAUUCAUCCGUUUAACUUGAAUAACUGAUAUUUUGGGGUCUUUUGAUUCAUUAUUUGUAUAUAUGGGUAUGUUGUUUUCCUGCAGGUAGCAUCUUUGAUUGAUUCUUCGUCAUGUGACAUUCUCCGUAUGUAUAGAUGGACAAUAACAUUUAUGGUAAUUGAAAAUGUCAAUUUCUUAUUAACCUAAAGGAAAUAACAGCUUUACAAUUAAGUUUAGUAUGUGUAAUGCUGCUUCAGAUCUCUUGUGAUUGAAUAACCAGCAGUUUUAUUCAGAAAUGUGUCUGAGGUUUUUUCCAGUUUCUUCACGUACAUCUGUCAAAUAGCCAUGUGACCAUUUACAGAGAAUAUAAAUGAUGAAAGAGAAUUGUACAAAAAUAUAAAUAAAUCAUUUCUUAAUGAUGUAA
Molecule: messenger RNA, 2549 nt
Organism: Trematomus bernacchii (emerald rockcod)
Lineage: Eukaryota; Metazoa; Chordata; Actinopteri; Perciformes; Nototheniidae
Product: nuclear factor 7, ovary-like
Exons: 1
Coding region: 165-1592 (475 amino acids)
Molecular function (GO): protein binding; zinc ion binding
Source: RefSeq, a predicted model, not a curated record